AUGGCGAGAACUAGAAAAGGUCGUCAAAAGAUACAAAUCUUACGAAAAAUGGAGAAAGAUAGCAACCUUCAAGUUACGUUUUCAAAAAGAAGACAAGGUCUUUUUAAAAAAGCUAGCGAUCUUUGCACCUUAUGUGGUGUAAAAAUUGGAAUACUUGUGUUUUCACCUGGUCGAAAAGUAUUUUCUUUUGGAAAUCCAGAUGUUAGAUAUGUAUUUAACCGUUUCAAAAACCACAAUCCUUUUCAGCUUACUGAAUUUGGUCCAAACGCAAAUAUCCGAGAUCUUAACAGUAUACUCACUCAGGAGCUGAUAAAAUUUGAAAAGGAGAAAGCAAGGAGGGAAAUUUUGGAUAAGAUUAGAAUUCAGAGAGAAGAAACAGAUAAAUGGUGGGAGAGGCCUCCGAAUGAACUUGACUUGAGUCAAAACACUUGCCUAAUAAGUGCUUUGGAAAAUCUGCGGAUGGAUUUGGGAACUCAACGCUCCCAACAAGCAAUGGUUCCUCAGAAUUACAAUGGUGGAAGUAAUAACAACAUUGAUGUGAAUGCGUUCAAUUACAAUCCCAACAUGACGAUUCCUAAUCAAGGACCAACGUUUGGAAAUAACAACAUGAAGCCUGAGGUGUUUGAUCCGAUAUACAAUAUGAAUUGGCCUGAAUAUAAGCACGGUCCCUACUAGGACCA
This is a messenger RNA of Raphanus sativus (radish), 680 nucleotides long. Its product is annotated as agamous-like MADS-box protein AGL62. The record is from RefSeq and is a predicted model, not a curated record. Bases 1 to 675 code for a protein of 224 amino acids. Gene Ontology annotation, biological process: regulation of transcription by RNA polymerase II. The transcript has 2 exons. NCBI's taxonomy places the organism in Eukaryota, Viridiplantae, Streptophyta, Magnoliopsida, Brassicales, Brassicaceae. Gene Ontology annotation, molecular function: DNA-binding transcription factor activity, RNA polymerase II-specific; protein dimerization activity; RNA polymerase II cis-regulatory region sequence-specific DNA binding.